This is a messenger RNA of Ornithodoros turicata, 1465 nucleotides long. RefSeq names its product 17S U2 SnRNP complex component HTATSF1-like (gene barc). Gene Ontology annotation, cellular component: U2-type spliceosomal complex; U2 snRNP. The record is from RefSeq and is a predicted model, not a curated record. The transcript is spliced from 8 exons. NCBI's taxonomy places the organism in Eukaryota, Metazoa, Arthropoda, Arachnida, Ixodida, Argasidae. The coding region runs from base 16 to 1374 and encodes 452 amino acids. Gene Ontology annotation, molecular function: RNA binding. Gene Ontology annotation, biological process: mRNA splicing, via spliceosome.
AGAGUUACCAGCACCAUGCUGGUAUUGUCAGACGCGCCAAGUUGCCGGCGCGAAGCUCUCGGAUCAAUUCAAUGGAUGGGCUAUAAGCCGGUGUUGAAGCACAUUAGGCUUCGAGCACUUGUAUCUGGUUGCAUCAACGGCAGUGAGAAAUGUCCUCAGCUGAAGAAUGGCAAUAUGAAUGACGAUGAUUUUAAAAAGCAGUUUGAGCUGGAACAGCUUGCAAAGCAGAAGCAAGCAAACGAAGCUCGAUGUACUUACACAGAUCCAAACGACGGAACUGUUUAUGAGUGGGAUGCUGAGAAGAACGCCUGGUUUCCUAAGGUUACAGACGAAUUUCUUGCUGCCUACCAUGCCAACUAUGGCGCUGCUGAAAGCGGCGGGGGAGAUGGUGCAGCAUCAAGUUUACAGGUCCAGCAGGAGCGAGGAGCAUUAGAGCAAGGAUUAGAGUCAAAACCAAAGCCAAAACCAAGUCAGCCGGGCUGGUUUGAUGUUGAUGAUGCACAUAACACCAAGGUUUAUGUAACCAACCUUCCAAAUGAUAUAACUGAAGAGGAGUUUGUAGACCUUAUGAGCAAAUGUGGUCUCAUAAUGAAAGAUGAAAAGGGUGUCUAUAGGACAAAGCUCUACAGAAAUAAUGAUGGCACACUCAAGGGUGACGCCCUUUGCUGCUACAUAAAGAUAGAGUCCGUGGAACUGGCACUGAGCAUUUUGGACGGAUAUCGUCUCAAAGACAAAGAAAUCCAUGUAGAACGUGCAAAGUUUCAACUGAAAGGAACGUAUGACCCCACCAAAAAACCUAAGAAGAAGAAAAAGGACAAAGAGAAGCUUAAAAAGAAAAUAGAAAAGUUGUUUGAUUGGAGGCCGGAAAAGUUAAGGGGUAUGCGACUGAAGCAUGAGAACACUGUUGUUCUGAAGAACAUGUUCGACCCUGAGGAGUUUGAGAAGGAUCCUACCUUGAUCUUGGAGUAUCAAAAGGACUUAAGAGAGGAAUGCACAAAGUUUGGUGAGGUGAAGAAGGUUGUGGUGUAUGACCGAAACAAGGAAGGUAUAGCAACAGUAACGUUCAAAGAGCCAGAGGAAGCGGAUGCCUGCAUUGCUCUGAUGAACGGCCGGUGGUUUGCGCAACGACAGCUGGUAGCAGAAACCUGGGACGGUCGCACAAGGUUUAAAAUUAUGGAGACAGAGGAGGAACUAGAGGAAAGGCUCAAGAAAUGGGAUGAGUACCUAGAACAGGAUGAUGAGCUGAAGGCGGCAUCGUCUAGUAGGCAUAAUCCAACAUAUGGAACUAAAGGAGAGGGAGAUACUAAAAGAGAUGCCUCCGAAGUGAGUGAAGUGGAUGAAAUCGUGUCAAAACGAAGAAAAGAAGAGAAGUAGCAAAAGUGUGCUGUCUGUGCUUGAGACAGAUGUGUACAUAUGUGGAAGCUUGUGUAUAUAUGAGCAAAAGAAAUCUACACGUUGUUUUAUA